CGCUGAUAUAAUACGUGGUUCAUACAGUUUGACGUGCACUGUUGAGGAACGGUGUAUUUGUUAUUUAAAACAUGAACACAGAGCUAACCUGAGUAGCUUCAGAGUGAGAUAAGAUGUUUAUUUUUGUGAAAUUGUCCGUGUAUACAGACGGACUCCCUCGCUAGCUAGCUGGCUAACUCAUCUAGCUAGCAUACAGCCGCGAUAUUGUCAUCAUAUUAGCUAGCUAACAUCAUAUUAGCUGGCUAACAGCGCUCACAGUCGCCUGCUGACUAGCUAGCGAUCAGGGAACCAUGUCUGGCACUGGAGGCAAGCGAGCCUCUGGAGGGGACAGUCCUCCAGGGCCACCUGAAAAGAAAAUGAAGAAAGAAGAGAAAACCACGACCACUCUUAUCGAACCUAUUCGCAUCGGAGGUGUUUCUUCUACGGAGGAAAUGGACAUGAAGGUCAUUCAGUUUAAGAACAAGAAGCUCUUUGAGCGUCUCGAGCAGAGGCAGGCUAUCGAAGAUGAACUGAGAGAGAAAAUUGAGAAGCUGGAAAAAAGACAGGCAACUGAUGAUGCCACGCUUCUUAUCGUCAACCGCUAUUGGACUCAGCUGGAAGAAAAUGUUCAAGAGUUACUGCAGCGAGUUGAACCUAAGGCUGGUCCAGUGCCUGCACAGGCCCCUGUUAGUCCUCCAGCAUCUGCCUCUGCCCCUGAUCCUGCAACUGCCCCCUUGCCUGCCCCUGAUAUUCCAGCUCCUCUGCCAACUCCACUGGAGGGAGAAGAUGGCCUUCCACAGCCUCCACCUCCAGCAGAUGAGGAGGAACAGCAGCAGCAGCAGUCUGAACAACUCCAGCUGCAGGAGCAGGAUAAGGAGCAGCAGCAGGAGCAGUCUGAUGCAGCGGAGAAGCCGCCUGAGGAGCCAGUAGUGGAUGGAAUUGCUGUCCCUCCUCCACCUCCCCCGUUGAGUGAAAGUGCAAAGGCUUUCCUCUCAACUCUGGAUAACAGCAGUGAAGAGGAGCUCAGCUUGCAGCUACAGGACAGGAUGCAGUUCAGCAAAGGUGCAGUGGCCUGCAUAGUCUGCAUCUUUGACCGCCUGCACAGCAGCAUUGAAGAUCUGUGUAUCCGUACUCAGGCAGCAGUAUGUGAAAAUGACAGUCAACGUGAGGUCCUUGCCACAAAUCGCAGUCUACUAGAGGAGAAUAAUAAACUACAAGAUCUUGCUUCCUCACUGCAAGGAAGACACCACAAAAUGUCACUGGAGUAUAAUGAAUUAGUUGAUAAAGUGACCAGCUCUGAGACAAAAGUGUCUGAGAUGGAGACAGCUGUUGAGGACCUGCAGUGGGACAUUGAGAAACUUCGCAAGAGAGAGCAGAAGCUCAAUAAGCACCUAGCAGAGGCCCUUGAACAGCUGAAUUCAGGCUAUCAUGCUUCUGGCAGGUCUGGUGGCCUACCUGGUGGGCAGAUUACUCUGAACAUACAGAAGUUUGAGUCACUAAAUGCAGAGCUGGAGCAGAACCAGGAGCUGGCCAAUAGCCGCAUGGCAGAGCUAGAGAAACUGCAGCAGGAGUUACAGGAGGCAGUGAGGGAAAGUGAGAAACUCAAGAUGGACCUUCGGAACAUUCCAGAGGAAGUGGUGAAGGAAACACCGGAGUACAAGUGCCUUCAGUCUCAGUUCUCUCUGUUGUAUAAUGAGUCUCUAGGAGUGAAGACGCAGCUGGACGAGGCCCGGGCUCUGCUGCUUACUGCCAAAAAUGCUCACCUGCGCCAGAUAGAGCACAUGGAGAGUGAUGAGUUGUCUCUUCAGAAGAAGUUGCGAACUGAGGUCAUCCAGUUAGAGGAUACAUUAGCUCAAGUGCGCAAGGAAUAUGAGAUGCUACGGAUUGAGUUUGAACAGAACCUUGCAGCCAAUGAGCAAGCAGGCCCAAUAAACAGAGAAAUGAGACACCUAAUCAGCAGCCUUCAGAACCACAACCACCAGCUCAAGGGGGAUGUGCAGAGAUACAAGAGGAAGUUACGUGAGACCCAGGCGGAGAUCAACAAGAUGAAGUGCCAGAGUGGAGACAAUGGCAGUAUGCUAACUUUGGAGGAGAGUGUGAAUGACGGAGGACUGGAUGUGAAAAAGGAGGAAGAAGAUGACCAAGACGAGGAGGAGGAAAGGAGGAGAGAGCUGGAGAGGCAACGAGCCCGAGAACGUGAGAGAGAGGCAGAGAGGGAGAGAGAGAGAGAGCGAGAACGGGAAAGGCAGCGCAGUGAGGAGCUGAAGAGAAAAGACUCAGACACACUGAAGAUGCUCCGAACAGAGCUCAAGAAAGCACAGGAGUCUCAGAAGGAGAUGAAGCUGCUGCUAGAUAUGUAUAAGUCUGCUCCAAAAGAGCAGAGAGACAAAGUGCAGCUCAUGGCAGCUGAGCGGAAAUCAAAAGCAGAGGUGGAUGAGUUGAGGCAGCGGGUACGAGAGUUGGAGGAGAGAGAGAGGAAGGAGAGUAAAAAGCUGGCUGAUGAAGAUGCUCUGAGGAAGCUUCGGGUGGCAGAGGAGACCAUUGAACAUCUGCAAAAGAAGCUCACUGCCACUAAACAGGAAGAGGAAGCCUUGCUAAGUGAGAUGGACGUGACGGGUCAAGCUUUUGAGGACAUGCAGGAACAGAACAGUCGUUUAAUGCAGCAGCUGCGUGAGAAAGAUGAUGCCAACUUCAAACUGAUGAGUGAGAGGAUCAAAUCCAACCAGAUCUACAAACUGCUGAGAGAGGAGAAAGAAGAACUGGCUGACCAGGUGCUCACCUUCAAAACCCAGGUGGAUGCUCAGUUGCUGGUUGUGCAAAAGCUGGAGGAAAAGGAGGGCAUCCUGCAAAGCUCACUGGCUACUCUGGAGAAAGAAUUAGCGCUACGCACACAAGCUCUAGAACUCAAUAAGCGUAAAGCAGUGGAAGCAGCUCAGCUGGCUGAGGACUUAAAGGUGCAGCUGGAGCACACUCAGGCCAAGCUGAGGGAGAUCCAGGCCUCAGUGCUGGAAAACCGCAGUGCACGUGAAAGAGAGAGUGGCAACCUCAAACGGGCACAGGAGGACUUGUCAAGACUCCGCCGAAAGCUGGAGAAACAGAAGAAGGUGGAGAUGUAUACUGACGCAGAUGAGAUCCUGCAAGAAGAAAUUAAUCAGUAUAAGGCUAAGCUGCGUUGCCCCUGUUGUAAUACCCGGGAUAAGGAGACCGUGCUUACAAAGUGUUUCCAUGUUUUCUGUUACGAGUGCUUGAAGACCCGCUAUGAUACUCGGCAGAGAAAAUGUCCCAAGUGCAAUGCUGCUUUUGGAGCCAAUGACUUCCAUCGCAUUUACAUCACUUAAGUCCAAGAUGGGAUAAUUAACUCAAUGAACAGUAAAGCGAUGGGAAAGUGGAUUUAAGAGCAAAGAGUACGGAUGUGGCAUAAUAUUCUGCUCAAAAUGCUACUUCUAUUAGAUCUGUGAGUAGUCGAGGCUAGUGACCAAAUAGACAGCAAGUCUGGACUUGAACGGGGUGAUGCUGUGACUAUUAAAGCCAGUAGCACACAACAAGUGCUUGUUUAUAGCUACCGUACUUAAGCAUAUAGGUUGUAUUUCCACUUGGUUAAUAGUCCUUUAAGUGUUUUUUUUUUUUAAACAUGGAUUUGCUUUAUGAAUGUGUCUUGGAACACACAGUACAUUUACAUCAUUACGGUCUCAAUUACAAUUUUAGUACAAUUUUAUUGUACCAGUUGUGUGUGUGAUAUUUUGCACAGUUGCAGAUGUUGUAACAGACAGUUUUUCUUUUUUCCUCAUUGUAGUCAUGUGUUGAAUCCAAAUGCAGAGUACAGUAAAUCCAAGAUUCAGUUUUUUGAUGUAA
This is a messenger RNA of Pangasianodon hypophthalmus (striped catfish), 3831 nucleotides long. RefSeq names its product ring finger protein 40 (gene rnf40). The record is from RefSeq and is a predicted model, not a curated record. Bases 291 to 3317 code for a protein of 1008 amino acids. Lineage: Eukaryota; Metazoa; Chordata; Actinopteri; Siluriformes; Pangasiidae. The transcript is spliced from 20 exons. Gene Ontology annotation, cellular component: HULC complex; nucleus. Gene Ontology annotation, molecular function: ubiquitin protein ligase activity; metal ion binding.